CGGGGACUUUGGUAAGUAAGGUGGCCAGGAAAGCCCAAUGAGUUACCAGGUAGGUGUAGGUACCUACCUACCUUACCUACCCUUCAUGUGCUUUGUAGCUGGUGUGGUGGUGGGUAAUAGACCAGGCCCAGCUAAGUCAUGUAGCUAACGUACCUUAAAGUACCUAAACUAAUCGAUUGCCUGAGCUGGGUACCUUACCUUAGUUUGGCCAAGGUACCUGGGUAGGCAGGCGUCAGAAUCGAGUCGAUGUGAGGAGUCCACGCAACAAGGAGAAAACGAGAUGAAUCCUGUCAACGCUAGAUCCCGACCGGCGAGCGACUAAGGAACCACACAAUUCCCGGUGUUCUUUUUUUAAACCACAUUUAACGCCCUUAACCCGUUUGCCCCUCACUCGGCCGGCCAGUCAGCCCUCCUCCGAGUCCGCUAUCAUGCCAACGCUGGAGACACGAACCACCUUAUGAUCCUGCGAUGCCGCCGCGACGCUCACACAAGAAGAGCCGAGACGGCUGUAGACGCUGCAAGAGCCGCAAGAUCAAGUGUGACGAAGUCCAUCCGCGGUGUGGCAAUUGUACCAAACAUGGCGUCGACUGCGAUUUUGAACACCCCGGUGCCGUACGCAUCGGCGGCGGUGGCUUGAAUUCUCCCGGAUCGACCAGAACAUCACCGUCAACAUCGUCAACCGCCAACCCUCUUUACCGAAGCCCCGGCGCACUGAUCCUGUCACAAACCACACCACCGGCGAACAAGAUCCUCGAGCUGCGGCUCAUGCACCACUACACAGCGAUAACCAGCAAAACAAUCACUGUCACGACACCUACCACCGAGGAAGUAUGGCGCGAACUGGUGCCACAAAUAGCAUUUGGGGCGAACUCGCAACAUCUUGCUGACAGCAUCUUGGCUAUCUCAGCCCUUCAUCUACGGAGUAUCUACCCACAUGACCAAGAAAUAGUCCGAGCAUCCCAUGCCUACAUGGCCUCAUCUCUUCGCGAGUACAGCAACAUACUCACCAGGGGUAUCAAUGCCACGAAUGCCGAGGCUCUCUUCUUGACUUCCACCCUGAUCGCAAUACAGUCCACUGCCACUCGGGUCUUCACCAAGGAUGAGUCGGUCGUUGCUCCUCAACCUGGUGAUGGGACCAUACUCAAGAACCGAAUAGCUCCCGUUGGCGGCUACAGCCUUCCUCUGUCGUGGUUCCAUGCUUUCCAGGGCGUCAAGGCUCUUACCGCAGCCUCCUGGCAAUGGCUUAGGCACAGCAAUGUCGUGAUACCUAUCAUCAAUUCCCAACCCGUUUUACAGCUGGACUUCGCUAGCAACCACUGUACUCACUUUGGCCAUCUCCUGGACGGUCUAGAGCAGGAACUCGCCAUGCUGCCCUACGACGAACCCGGCCAAGUACCUCCUAGUCCAACGUGGGAAGCAAAUGGCGUGAAUGCAACUGCCGCCGCAGCAGCUGCAGCAGCAAUGUUUACCGCGUCUACCUCUUUGGGCGCUGGCAGUAGCGCCAACGGGCAGACCCAAGAGACUAGUGGCCUGGGUAGCCUAACCUCGAGCAAUACGCGGCAGUCCACCAAGCAGGCCUAUGAACAUGCUGUCGCUGUCCUGAAUUGGGCUCACAAGAUACCUCAUAAGGGUUCCCCUCUGGCUUUUCCUGCCACGGUCUCCCGUCGCUUUGUCGAACUCCUCGAGGAGCGCCGGCCACGCGCCCUGGCUAUUCUCGCCAGCUUUUUUGCGUUGCUGAAGUGCCAUGACUCGACUUGGUGGCUCCGCGGUAUGGCGAGGCGCGAGGUUUUGGGCAUCGUUUCGCUGUUUAACUCGGAUUAUUUCGGACCUGAGAUAGAGCGGCAGUGGUGGCCUCACCUCGAAUGGUCAGUCCGGGUAGCCUUGCACGAUGACAGGGCAAAUCCGGGGUAUAUCCCGCCAGAACUAUGGGGUUCUUCGUGGCUUACAGCUGAUGAAACUGAGCUUCGCAACGAAGCUCCAAAUUUUGUAUCGCAUAUCGAGAUGUUGACAGAGAUGAUAUCUGGCAUACAGAGCUUCCCCGCCCCGGAGCCUGCCCGAAGCAGCUCUUGAAAAGAUUUAGCUGCGAGUUGCAAGGUACAACUUUGUUCAUAUGAGCUAUCAGAGUUUCCGCUAUUCUCCUCGGUGCCGAGAGUUAGCCCUUGCUAGAUCCAGGUGGUUGAUGAUGGGUGGCUGAUGGGGUUUUGGUUCCUUUUUCUUUGUAUUUUUCUAUGUUUUCUUUUUCCGGGUCAACUGGUCCCAUCGUUUUUUUUUAUUGCCUUCUUUCUUUUCGUUCCCCCUUGGCAGCUGGAACUGUCCGAUGAGGUAUACCGCUAUGUCCGCUGCUUCAAGGUCACUUCUCGGUGGCGGCGAUUUUCACGUGGUUUGGGAGUCCGAGGCAGAGGCGUCUGGGCGGUGGGAGUUUCUGGAGUAAUGCAUUGUGGGAUACGAGCUGUUUGCUCUUGCUAAUUUCUCUUUCGUUCAUUUCACAUCCGGGUGUGGCACAUGCAGGGAUAAUAACGCGAACAAUACGAUACAUGUGUAGGGUCAAUAAACAUAUAUACAUCAACUACAACGUAUUACAGG
Messenger RNA from Pyricularia oryzae 70-15, 2583 nucleotides. RefSeq lists its product as uncharacterized. Lineage: Eukaryota; Fungi; Ascomycota; Sordariomycetes; Magnaporthales; Pyriculariaceae. Gene Ontology annotation, molecular function: DNA-binding transcription factor activity, RNA polymerase II-specific; zinc ion binding. Gene Ontology annotation, biological process: regulation of transcription by RNA polymerase II. Bases 469 to 2070 code for a protein of 533 amino acids. The transcript has 2 exons. The record is from RefSeq and is a predicted model, not a curated record.